AUGACGGUUAGACCGGAUACCAAUGGGGGGCAUAACCCGUCGACUGAAGUAGAACUCGACGUCGCCAUCAUCGGCGCUGGCGUCUCCGGCAUCAACACGGCGUACUACGUUCAGACCAAAGCACCGAAAGGUCUUUCUUACACCAUCUUUGAGGCUAGAAAUGCCAUCGGCGGAACCUGGGAUCUGUGGAAGUUUCCCGGGAUCCGGACCGACUCGGACGUCUACAGCUACGGCUUCUCCUGGAACCCUUGGGGAAAUGCCCACCCCUUGGCUCCAGCUGCGGACAUCAUCUCGUACCUGAACAACUCGAUGGAGAAACAUGGCAUCGACAAGCAUGUCAAGUUCCGGCACAGAGUCCUGUCCAUCGACUGGUCUUCCAAGCGUUCGGCAUGGAACCUGACCAUGCAGGUCGACAAUGAGAUCACGACCAUUCGGGCCCGGUUCAUAGUCUUCGGAACCGGGUACUACGACUACCACGAGCCAAUGCAUUCUCCUAUCCCGGGACUCGAGAACUUCGCCGGCACCGUCAUUCGGCCCCAGUGGUGGCCCGAGGACCUCGACUAUACCGACAAGAACCUGGUUGUCAUAGGAAGCGGAGCAACUGCCGUCACCAUCGUGCCCAAUGUUGCCGAAAAGGCGAAGCACGUCACGAUGCUGCAGCGGAGUCCAACCUACAUCUCCGGCCUCCCUGAGCCAGACCUCUUGAGCAGAAUCGUAAGGUUGGUGCUCCCGGAAUUUUACGCCCUGCGAUUCCUCCGUCUCAGGUACAUGAUGGACCUCUACAUGGUCUAUUAUUACGCCGGCUUCUUCCCGAAGACGGCCAAGAAAAUGCUCAUCAACGACGCAGCCAAGCAGCUGCCACCGAAUUAUCCCGUCGAUCCGAACUUCACCCCCAGGUAUUCUCCCUUCGAGCAGCGGGUCUGUAUGUCCCGAGACGGCGACUUCUACACUUCCAUCCGGUCCGGCAAGGCCAGUGUUGUCACCGACACCAUCAAAGCCGUGACUGCGGAUGAGAUCCAGUUGACUUCGGGAAAGACUCUGCGACCUGACAUCAUUGUGGCGGCCACGGGGCUGAAGUUGCAGUUCGGGGGUGGCAUCAAGAUUUCAGUGGACGGCCAGACAAUCGAUCCCUCCAGCAAGUUCUCGUGGCAGAACUGCAUGGUCCAGGACGUACCUAAUAUGAUGUUCAUCUUCGGGUAUGCCAAUGCUGCCUGGACAUUAGGGGCCGAGGUCACCUCUACGCUGCUUGUGCGGUUGUUGCGCACAAUGAAGCAGAAGGGAGCUGCGGCGGCCAUCCCACGAGUUCAUCAUCCCGAGAGCAUGAAGGAGCAGUCGUUGUUCAACCUGACAUCGACGUAUGUUCAGGAUGCUAAUAGUGUGUUUCCCAAGGGAGGUGAAGGUCCAUUCCGGCGAAGGCAGAAUUACCCUGUGGAUAUUUGGGGAGCCCAAUGGACCGAUAUCUCCAAGGGAUUGGAGCUCCGACGUUGA
Ilyonectria robusta is the source of this 1488-nucleotide messenger RNA. RefSeq names its product monooxygenase. The record is from RefSeq and is a predicted model, not a curated record. Bases 1 to 1488 code for a protein of 495 amino acids. Gene Ontology annotation, molecular function: N,N-dimethylaniline monooxygenase activity; flavin adenine dinucleotide binding; NADP binding. The transcript has a single exon. NCBI's taxonomy places the organism in Eukaryota, Fungi, Ascomycota, Sordariomycetes, Hypocreales, Nectriaceae.